Messenger RNA from Xyrauchen texanus (razorback sucker), 562 nucleotides. RefSeq names its product essential MCU regulator, mitochondrial-like. Lineage: Eukaryota; Metazoa; Chordata; Actinopteri; Cypriniformes; Catostomidae. The transcript is spliced from 3 exons. Bases 27 to 326 code for a protein of 99 amino acids. Gene Ontology annotation, biological process: mitochondrial calcium ion homeostasis; calcium import into the mitochondrion. The record is from RefSeq and is a predicted model, not a curated record. Gene Ontology annotation, cellular component: uniplex complex; mitochondrial inner membrane.
GGGUUUAAAACCGACUGACAGGAAUCAUGGCGUCGUUGCUGGGUCGUCUCUCUCUGGCUGUUUUCAUUAGAAAUACAGCUACAUUGGGUCGCAACGCUGGACCAAAGUCUGUGAAUGCGACAGGGGCGACUCUCAGCCGAACCGUCGUGUCAUCCACAUCGGGGGCCAUUCUUCCCAAACCGGACAAGGUUCCGUUCGGACUGAUCCGCAUGACUGUGGUGGUGGUGCCGUUCCUGUAUGUCGGGACUUGGAUCAGCAAGUAUUUCGCUGCUCUGCUAGAGGAACACGAGAUUUUCGUCCCAGAUGAUGACGAUGAUGAUGACUGAGAAGGUACAUGAGGAACCCACCCAACGUUCAAUCCAAGAACGUUCUGCAGAUCUUCUGGGUGCUGCAGGACUGGUGCAGAAGUUAUGCAAUAAUGAAGACCGUCAACACGCUCUUGCGUUUAUAUUUGUGCAUUACACUAACUCUUAUCCAGAAGCCAAAGCUUGACUUUAUUUAAAAAUGAAAUGUUGUCAGAGGCUCACUCGCCUCUCGUCUAUUUAAUAAAGUGUCUGAAUGU